CUUUAAUAAUAAUACUGGUAUCAUCCAAUCUUACUAAGUGAUCUUAUUUUGAAAAAGAGAUGUCGUCGUGGCAAGAAAAAGAAAAAUAGUGAUCUGAAGCAGAAUUACAAGUUUUUUUUAAGUUAUCCACGUGCAAAACACGGCGGAGAGGCUUCUGCCGUUCUGCCAAGCUUGCCCAGAAGUCCGUAAAAAUAGCCCCAGAUUCGCAGGUCGAGAAACAGAAAAUUUCCCCAUCCGUGCCUCGUCAUCUCCGGUGCCCGCCAACCCCGACUCGCCGUCGCCUCCAACAACCCCGACCGCACCUCGUCUCCCGCGACACCGUGGCGACUAGUGUUUCCUAGCGCCGCCUGCAUCCCCCACCUCCGACCGGGUCCGGACGAGACGUCGGGGUCCUUCGCAUUCCUCCGCUCCGCACGUCCUCAGGCCGGCGAUCUCCGCUCCCCCGUCGUUGGCUCCCUCCCCGAGGGAAAGGGGACUCCCGUCUUCACCCGUCCGUGGAGUUCCUCCGGCUGUCCCAUCUCCCUACCCCAACUGCAAAUUCCUCUGUUCGCGAGGUGAGGGGAAGCUAGCACAUGUGACACAUCAGUGACAGAUAGAAGACUGUGUCCACUGGAUGUGAAUUGUGAAUUUCAUUUGAUUUGAGUUUUCCUUGAGAUGGCGGUUGGAUUGACAUCCCAGCUGUUCCUAAGGCUGCCUGCUUCUCACAUAUAUUGCCAAAGGAACAAAUUUAGGAGCCAUCAGAUGAGGAGUUCUCUUCCCUUGUCAUCCACUUCGUUUCCUUCAAUUGCUGAUCGGCAAGACUAUUGGGGUCAUAAUGUGUUGGAGAGUAACUACAGGCUCAUGCCUUAUAUUCCUAAUAGAUAUAGAUCUUUGGGCUUUAGGUCUUUUGCCUUGCCAGUUCCUUCGCAGGAAAAUCCUCUUAUCAAGAGCGCAUCAUUAGCACUGACUAGGUCAUGUGAUACUUUACUUGCAAAUCCUGCUACUUCGCUUGUGUUCCCUGCAGUUGGAAUUAUUGUGUUUGCUCUAUGGGGUUUUUUGCCUCUAAUGCGGGAUAUUAGAAACCGUUUUGAUCAUGGAGGCAACUGGAAGAAGAGCCGUACUUAUUUAGUUUCUUCGUCAUACCUUCAACCUCUACUUCUCUGGACAGGAGCAACACUAAUCUGCAGGGGUUUGGAUCCAGUUGUGUUGCCUUCAGCAGCAAGCCAAGCUGUGAAGAUGCGCCUGAUAACUUUUGUGAGAUCAUUAUCAACUGUCCUGGCUGUUGCUUAUAUUCUGACAAGCGUAAUUCAGCAGGUACAGAAGUUUCUCGUGGACAUGCGUAAUCCCAAUGAUACAAGAAAUAUGGGAUUUGAUUUUAUCACGAAAGCUCUUUAUACUGGUAUUUGGAUUGCUGCUGUUUCUCUCUUUAUGGAAUUGCUGGGUUUCAAUACCCAGAAGUGGAUAACUGCUGGCGGUUUUGGGACAGUAUUGCUUACACUUGCUGGCCGUGAGAUUUUCACUAACUUCCUCUCGAGUGUCAUGAUCAAUGCCACACGACCAUUUGUAGUCAAUGAAUGGAUCAAUGCAAAGAUAGAUGGUGUUGAAAUCUCUGGCAUUGUUGAGCAUGUUGGUUGGUGGUCACCAACAAUUAUUAGAGGUGAUGAUCGAGAAGCGAUAUACAUUCCUAACCAUAAGUUUACAGUUUCUAUAGUAAGGAAUAACACCCAGAGAACCCAUUGGCGUAUUAAGACCUAUCUUGCUAUAAGCCACAUGGAUGCUGGAAAAAUUGGGAUUAUUGUUGCAGACAUGAGGAAAGUGUUGGCAAAAAAUCCACACAUAGAACAACAGAAGCUGCACAGGAGAGUAUUUUUUGAGAAAAUUGAUCCAAAAAAUCAAGCACUUAUGAUUUACAUAUCCUGUUUUGUGAAGACAUCACAUGUGGAGGAGUAUCUCAAUGUCCAGGAAGAUGUUAUGUUGGAUCUUCUUAGAAUAGUUGGCCAUCACAAAGCAAGGCUUGCUACCCAAAUUCGAACGGUUCAGAAAUCAUAUGGCAAUGCAGACUUUGAUAACAUUCCUUUUGGAGAGGACAUGUAUUGUCGCACCCGUGGCCGUCCACUUCUGAUCGAUACAUCUGCAAGGAUCAGUGAUGACAAAGCCAAACCUCGACAGGUAUCAUCACGCGAGGAGCAGAAAGGGAAGACAAAUGGUUCGGUACAGAUCAAAUCCGCUUCACCUGAAAAUGGUAAUGUAAGCAACUCUGAAAAGCAGGAACAGAAAAAAUUGGUAACUGAAGAUGCUCGGAUGAAGAACAGCAAGAUUGAUAACGUGACACCAGUAAAACCGUCUUCAGAUGCUGUUACGUCAACUUCCAAGACUGGUAAAGGGAAGGCACAGGAACCUGAGGCCACUGAACGUCAAGGAGAUGGUUCCGUGUCGGUGCCUAAUCUGAAGAAAGAAUCUAGUCCAGCUUUCGAAGACAACAUUGUUCUGGGCGUUGCUCUUGAUGGCUCCAAGAGGACGCUGCCUAUUGAAGAAGGGAACCCUUAUCCAUCACACACUGAGACUGAGCCGAACACCGUAGAGGCUGCUUCAUCACCAAAGGAUAAGAUGGCUCAAAGGCCGAAAAAUUCCGGUCAAGAGAAGACUGACCAGAGGAAUGUAGAUAGGUGAUCCAAGUUCGGAUUGAACCCUUGUGAAGAUUUGUCACCAAGCCUACCUUUUUUGUGCGCUGGUGCAAAUGCGAUCUGACACACAUCAUCGUUGUGUAUUCAAGGUGUAGUUUGCCGCUGAUGAUUAUUCUGGGAACACAACCCUGUUUUCAAUGUAUCUAUCAGUCGUAUUGUAUAGGCUUGUAACAGUUGCAAGGGUACAAACAUUUUGUACAUGCACUGCA
This is a messenger RNA of Panicum hallii, 2872 nucleotides long. RefSeq names its product mechanosensitive ion channel protein 2, chloroplastic-like. Lineage: Eukaryota; Viridiplantae; Streptophyta; Magnoliopsida; Poales; Poaceae. Bases 655 to 2649 code for a protein of 664 amino acids. The transcript is spliced from 14 exons. Gene Ontology annotation, biological process: transmembrane transport. Gene Ontology annotation, cellular component: membrane. The record is from RefSeq and is a predicted model, not a curated record.